UAAUUGAUGGUAUAAUUUUUUCAUGAAACGUAAAUUUUCACGAGUUCAUUAAGCAGACCAAAGCAAAUACAGCUAGACCAACCAGACUCACCCUCAUAAUCAACACAUGGGCGUCACACACAGUAAAUGACUUCCACAGAACUGAGGAGUGAACUUUGAAACUCUGAAAAACAGACUUCAUUGUGUGUGUUGGAUGGAAUUAACUUAUUUGAGAAAACAGUUAAGCGGAUACAUGCGACAUAAAGUAAAGAGCGGCUCGCAGGCUGGAGGAAUGAAGCAUGGCAGUCAGCUCUGUGACAGCAUAUGUGGAUCCAGAAAGUCCUUCUGUGAUGGGACUUGUGCUGUUGGGACGAAGGCAUUCUGGUAAGAGCUCAGUAGGAGACCUCAUCCUAGGCCGCAGUGAGUUUGAGCCUGGCAAGAAGACUGUCCGCUGUGUGAGGAGGUUCGGCUGGGUGGACGGCCUGCGGCUGGCUGUGGUGGAUACUCCAGGCUGGAGUCUCUUCGGCUUGGCGGACGGCAGGCAGGUGAAACAGGAGAUCCAGCGCAGUGUGAUGCUGGCUCCUCCUGGACGCCUGCUGUUCCUGCUGGUCAUCCCAGUGGACUCGUUCGGUAAGAGGGACGGACGUGCUGUAGAGAAACAUGUGGGGGUUCUCGGGGAUGUGGUGUGGUCCCGCACUCUGGUGCUCUUCACCUGGGGAGACGAGUUGAGAGGCAGGAGCAUUGAAAAGCACAUUCAGAAGAAGGGUGAGCCUCUACAGGGGAUCUUGAGGAGGUGUGGACUUAGAUACCAUGUGGUGAACAAUAAAUGUCUAGAGGACUACACUCAGGUCACUGAGCUGCUAAACAUUUUAAAACAAAUGUGUGACAGCACUGGAUGAACAGAGAAAGGACUUGUGUAAUAUACCUCUCUUGGACGUUUCAUGGACGUCUUUUUUAUGUAGUGUGAUCAUAUUUCGCAGUGCAGGACUCUACUGAAUUACCCAUUCCUAAAAAAGCACUUAUUUUACUCUUUGAGAUAUCACUAAAACGUUAAGAAAAAUGUACUUACUUAAAAUAUCCCCUUUGAUGUCCAUGUUUUUAUCUUGCUAAAGUUCUCCUUGGUGCCCUAUAUCGACACUGAUGAUGCUCCAGUUCCCGCCUUUUUACGAAAUGGAAAUGUGAUUGGAUCAAAGUUUUGCGUGUCAAAAUAUUCGACGUCAUGAUUGGCUACCGUUCAUUAGGUCUUCACGUGUCAGAGCAGAGGCCCGAGACAUGGCGUUCAACAACAGGAGAAAUUUGAGGUAAGAUAAAAUAUGGAACAAAAUGGGGUUUCAUUGCGAGUCUGGGCACGAAAAGAGAACUGAAUUUGAAAUAUGGGCUUUCCCGAGAAAUAAUACAUAUGAUAUAUGAUACAGACUUAGAGUGAGGAAUAUUAUAACGUUGCCACACACAUGCCAAUAUCAUCUAUGAUAGUAUCGUCAUGUCUUGGCUGAAAGUAUAUUAACGUGAGUCAUAUUUGUUUAACUUGUGUAGGUCUUAUGAACGUACUGUGUGAUUGGUUUAUUCAAAAGUAGAAGUGUGUAGUGUCUUCAUAUGAUGUUACUGUAUUUCAUUUAAGUAUUAUUUUUUGUAACUUUUCAGUUAGGAAGAAUCAUGUAUCUCUUACCUAUGCAGUAGGGGUGCAUUCACGUCUGUUAUUAUUUUAUAUCUCAUUUCUUUAAUAAACACUUUGUUCAUCUUGA
This is a messenger RNA of Danio rerio (zebrafish), 1721 nucleotides long. NCBI's taxonomy places the organism in Eukaryota, Metazoa, Chordata, Actinopteri, Cypriniformes, Danionidae. The record is from RefSeq and is a predicted model, not a curated record.